AUGUCUUGCUGUGGAGGAAACUGUGGUUGCGGAUCUGGCUGCAAGUGCGUUGGAUGCGGAGGUUGCAAAAUGUACCCAGACUUGAGCUUCUCCGGCGAGACUACCACCACUGAGACUCUUGUCCUAGGCGUUGCUCCAGCCAUGAAUUCUCAGUUCGAGGCUUCCGGCGAGACUUUCUUUGCCGAGAACGAUGCCUGCAAAUGCGGAUCUGACUGCAAAUGCAACCCUUGCACCUGCAAAUGAAGAACAAUAAACCCUAAGAGUCUCCAGCAACCCUAAUGUUAUGUUAGGUCUGGUUAAGUGUAAUAAUAAUGGUUCAUUUCUCCGGUUGUUUUUCCGGUGACGUGAGUCUUGUGCUUCUCUGUCUUCUUCCCUCUGUGUGUUUUAUGGUUUGGUCAUAAGAUAUCUCUGUAUGUUUUAUCUGUGUGACUAUAUAUAAGCCUAAAGUAUUAUGGGUCUUCGAGU
Messenger RNA from Eruca vesicaria subsp. sativa (arugula), 465 nucleotides. NCBI's taxonomy places the organism in Eukaryota, Viridiplantae, Streptophyta, Magnoliopsida, Brassicales, Brassicaceae. The record is from the annotation of a GenBank genome assembly.